CCGCGGCCCGGCGCCCGCGCGCUCGGCUCUUUCCGCCGCCGCCGCUGCCCCGCGCGCCCCGGCACCUUCGGCAAUUUCCGUCGGGGCCGGGCCGCCAUUUUCUCGCCGCUCGUGUGGCUCGCUGGCUGCGUGGCUCGGUUCUGGGGAAGAGAGAAGCUUUGUCCGGCUCGGCAAUGGACGGAAUAGUCACUGAGGUCGCUGUUGGUGUGAAGAGAGGAUCUGACGAACUACUCUCAGGCAGUGUUCUCAGUAGUCCCAACUCUAAUAUGAGUGGCAUGGUAGUUACAGCCAAUGGUAAUGACAGUAAGAAAUUUAAAGGAGAAGAUAAAAUGGAUGGUGCUCCUUCUCGUGUACUUCAUAUUCGAAAAUUGCCUGGUGAAGUGACAGAAACCGAAGUCAUUGCUUUAGGCUUACCUUUUGGUAAGGUAACCAACAUCCUUAUGCUGAAAGGAAAAAACCAGGCAUUUUUGGAACUGGCAACAGAGGAAGCGGCUAUUACCAUGGUUAAUUACUAUUCUGCUGUGACACCUCAUCUUCGUAACCAACCAAUUUAUAUCCAAUACUCUAAUCACAAAGAAUUAAAGACAGAUAAUACAUUAAACCAACGUGCUCAAGCCGUUCUUCAAGCUGUGACAGCUGUUCAGACAGCAAAUACUCCUCUUAGUGGCACCACAGUUAGCGAGAGCGCAGUGACUCCAGCCCAGAGUCCAGUACUUAGAAUAAUUAUUGACAAUAUGUACUACCCUGUAACACUUGAUGUUCUCCACCAAAUAUUUUCUAAGUUUGGUGCUGUACUGAAGAUAAUCACAUUCACAAAAAAUAACCAGUUUCAAGCUUUGCUUCAGUAUGGUGAUCCAGUAAAUGCCCAGCAAGCAAAACUAGCCCUAGAUGGUCAAAACAUUUAUAAUGCUUGCUGUACACUAAGGAUUGAUUUUUCCAAACUUGUGAAUUUGAAUGUAAAAUACAACAAUGAUAAAAGUAGGGAUUAUACCCGACCUGACCUUCCAUCUGGAGAUGGACAGCCUGCCCUGGACCCAGCCAUUGCUGCAGCGUUUGCCAAGGAAACAUCCCUUUUAGCUGUUCCAGGAGCUCUGAGUCCUUUGGCUAUUCCAAAUGCUGCUGCAGCAGCUGCUGCAGCUGCGGCUGGCCGAGUGGGUAUGCCUGGAGUCUCAGCCGGUGGCAAUACAGUCCUGUUGGUUAGCAAUUUAAAUGAAGAGAUGGUUACGCCCCAAAGUCUGUUUACCCUCUUCGGUGUUUAUGGAGAUGUGCAGCGCGUGAAGAUUUUGUACAAUAAGAAAGACAGUGCUCUCAUACAGAUGGCUGAUGGGAACCAAUCACAGCUUGCCAUGAAUCAUCUUAAUGGACAGAAAAUGUAUGGGAAAAUCAUUCGUGUUACCCUCUCUAAACAUCAGACCGUACAGCUACCUCGAGAGGGCCUUGAUGACCAAGGGCUAACAAAAGAUUUUGGUAAUUCUCCAUUGCAUCGUUUUAAGAAGCCCGGAUCCAAAAAUUUUCAAAAUAUUUUUCCUCCUUCUGCAACCCUUCACCUAUCUAAUAUCCCUCCUUCAGUAGCAGAAGAGGAUCUCCGAACACUGUUUGCUAACACUGGGGGCACUGUGAAAGCAUUUAAGUUUUUUCAAAGAGAUCACAAAAUGGCUCUUCUUCAGAUGGCAACAGUGGAAGAAGCUAUUCAGGCCUUGAUUGAUCUUCAUAAUUACAACCUUGGUGAAAACCACCAUCUGAGAGUAUCUUUCUCCAAGUCCACAAUAUAAAGAAGGAAGGGAAGAGGAAGACUGGGGUGAAUCACAUUGUUUGGUGUCAUCACCUGUUGACUGUUCAGAAAAGUGGGGACCAGAGUUUGAUUUUUUUUCAUGCUGUUAUCAUUCCUUGGUUAUAAAAUGAAUUGGCUUAUGUAAAGGCAGAGUCAUUAACUGCUCUAUUUCAUCUGUUGUAUAGGGAAGCCAUUUUUAUUGUCUGUUUAAAAUUUCAGUUUAAUUUUGCUUUUUUUUUUUCAACUUAGUUGACAUACGUGCCUUACAAAGGAAAACUAGUGUUGCUGUUGUGCAUUUACUAGAGAAAACGGAAUUGGUUGUCUAGGGCACAUUGUUAAAUGGAAAUUAAAAUAUGUUUAGGCAGGGGUGUGUAAAAAGGUUAAGUUUUUGUUUCUCCUGCUUGGAACUUCUUUUGGAUUAUUGGCUUAUCACAUUUCUUUGUACUUAAUCAAAUAAGAUACUUGAUAUUGAAAGAAUAAAGAGGCAUUUUUAGUUUUUACUACCUUAGGCUUUAUUGCUUUUUAAACGAAAAACAUUGGCCUUUUAUAUCUCACAAUUCUGGUCUAGAUUCAGUUCUGAAUGUAGGCAUUAGUUAAAAUUAACACGAUGCAGAGUAUUAAUUUCUUGAGAGGAAGUGAUUUCUGUAAGUUUGAACCCUACGUGGACAGCAUUGUGGAAUCUUAACCUUUUUGUACACACUCUUGUGGGACGUAUCACAUAACUGUCAGCACUAAGUAAUGUCUUGUUUGUGGCUGAAUAUUUUUCGUAGAUGUUUUUGAAGUUGACAUGACUUAUGUGCAUUUAAAUAUAUAUUGCCAUCCUUAGUUUGUAAUUAAGAUUUGGAAUAUGGUUGUGGAUUUCUGAGCAUGUGCAGACUGGUCUAGCUAGUUCAGGAACUGGUGCAUGUAUUUUUCGAAGACAAAGAAAGUGUACUGCGAAAAUUUGCAGGAAGAUUAAUUUUGUGGCAGUUUUCUAAAACUGACAACCAGGUGGGACCAAAGUUUAUGUGCCUUUAGUCUUAAUUUACCUUGCAUUGUAAUAUUCAGUUUUAAUAAAUCUUCAAAAUAUUUUGUAUUUAGGAAUAGAUCUGACUUUAAUAAAAACAUGGCUCAGAAUCUACAGGUCAAAUUUAUUUGAACAGUUCUUGUCAAUCUGAAUUGUUGAUUCUGUUAAAUGACCAAUACUUUUUGAAAUUGAUGUACUUAGUUUCAAGAUUCAUAGAUUCUGUUACCUAUGUAGACAGAAUGGUCAUGUAUAUUUUCUAUUAGUUGAGUUUUUACAUCUUUAGAAAUGUAAAAUUCAGUAUAGUUUGAAAGCGGCACAAUUAAAAAUUAAUUUUCUAACAAA
This is a messenger RNA of Dipodomys spectabilis (banner-tailed kangaroo rat), 3119 nucleotides long. It is a transcript of the gene Ptbp2, whose product is annotated as polypyrimidine tract binding protein 2. Gene Ontology annotation, molecular function: mRNA binding. Bases 174 to 1772 code for a protein of 532 amino acids. The record is from RefSeq and is a predicted model, not a curated record. Gene Ontology annotation, cellular component: nucleus. NCBI's taxonomy places the organism in Eukaryota, Metazoa, Chordata, Mammalia, Rodentia, Heteromyidae. Gene Ontology annotation, biological process: regulation of RNA splicing; mRNA processing. The transcript is spliced from 14 exons.